AUGAAGGUUUCACCAACAUACGACGAUAACACACCUAGUAUACAAUAUUCCAAUUCCGACUCUGAAUUAGACAACUCCAGUCAAAACAAUAGCUCCAACGCCAAUCAUCAUCAUCCUUGCCGAGAAUGUGGAAAAUCUUUUGCAACGACCAGUGGACUGAAACAACAUAUGCAUAUACAUUCAUCAAUCAAACCCUUUCAAUGUGAAGUUUGUUUCAAAUCUUAUACACAAUUUUCUAAUCUUUGUCGACAUAAACGAAUGCAUGCUGAUUGCCGCACACAAGUUAAAUGUAGAUUUUGUGGACAAACAUUUUCGAACAGUGCUGCACUCAACAAACACCGACGUUUCUGUGGUGACAUAACCUCAUUUAAUCAUCCUUCUUCAAAAUCUCCUCUAUCAAUUCCAACUUCAGCAGCACCGCCUCCCGCACCACCUCUUCCAACAAUGUCUCUGAAUAAAGAACAAAUGAAUAAUUGGUUAUGGAAUUCUAAUUUUCCCUAUUCACUUCUUCCUUAUUUACCACGUUUAAAUCCAUUCCUCAAUGGAGCAUUAUCCCCUUUUUUCUCUCAAACAUUCUCUUCAUCAACACCUAAUUCAACAGAUCUAUCUCCCGCUAAUUCUAUUGAAGAGAAAGCGACGUCUUCAAAUCCGAAAUCGAGUAGUCCAAAACAAGAACAAUCAAGCAAACGUUCAAACAAUGAAGAUAUUCCUCUGGAUUUAAGUAUAAAAAAAUCUCGCUUCGAUCAUUCGCCAGUCACAUCGAAGUCCUCUUCACCGGAACGCGAGAGUAAAUCUCCUUCAAUCAAUCAACAACAGAAACUACCCUCAUCAUCCAAAUACAAUGUUGAUUCGCUAUUAAACCACGUUAAGAAUCCAAAAUCCAACUUAAAAUUUGAUAUGAUCAAGCAUUUAAACAAUUUCUACCAACAACAAUCAGCAAGCCUCUCCUAUCCACCAGCAUCAUCAUCAUCAACAUCAUCAGCGGCAGCCAAUAACAAUCCGAAUUCAAAUAACAAUAGUCCCUAUGAAAAUUGGCCACAUCAUCAAGGAACCAAUAAAUUGCAAUAUUUGAAUACUCGAAUGAACAAUAAAGAUAAAUACACGUGUUCCUAUUGUGGUAAAGUUUUUCCACGGUCAGCGAAUUUAACUCGACAUUUGCGAACACAUACAGGCGAACAACCUUAUCGUUGCAAAUAUUGCGAACGAUCAUUUUCGAUUUCAUCUAAUCUUCAACGUCAUAUUCGAAAUAUUCAUAACCGAGAAAAGAAAUUUCCAUGCCAUUUAUGUGAUCGACGAUUUGCUCAACAGACAAAUCUUGAACGGCAUUUGACGAAACAUGAACGAGGCUUGCCUCUCGAAGAUUUAUCUGGUGAUGAUGAUACAUCAUUAAAUGAUUAUCCAAUUCAAUCGGCAACGUCAACUAACCCCACGCAACUGAUGAGUAAUGCCGCCGCCACGGCUGCAGCUGUUGCUGCUGCAUUUCAUCAACAACAUACCAUGGAUCUAUUUCAACGUUUGCUACCAGCAAACACGAAUAAUUGUCAAACAGCGACUUCAAUGAUAAACCAACGUCGAUCAUCAUCGAUUUCAUCGACACAUACGACCUCGACAACAAAUUCUUCAUUGCAACAAACCAAUGGUGAUGAAGAUGAUACGAUUCCACAUGAAGAACAUCCCGAUAGUUGUUCACCAUCGAUUCAAUCCGACGAAGAUGAAGAUAUUACAUCGCCAAUUCAUUCUUAA
Molecule: messenger RNA, 1743 nt
Organism: Adineta ricciae
Lineage: Eukaryota; Metazoa; Rotifera; Eurotatoria; Adinetida; Adinetidae
Source: the annotation of a GenBank genome assembly